Saccostrea cuccullata (small rock oyster) is the source of this 1848-nucleotide messenger RNA. Its product is annotated as glycoprotein 3-alpha-L-fucosyltransferase A-like. Gene Ontology annotation, molecular function: fucosyltransferase activity. Gene Ontology annotation, cellular component: membrane. The transcript has 2 exons. The coding region runs from base 286 to 1764 and encodes 492 amino acids. NCBI's taxonomy places the organism in Eukaryota, Metazoa, Mollusca, Bivalvia, Ostreida, Ostreidae. The record is from RefSeq and is a predicted model, not a curated record.
UACUCAUUGUUUCUUUGUUUUAUCGACAAUAACAAGGGAAUAUCAAUAUUGUUCUUACAUUAAAAAUAUCCAAAUAAUUGCCCUACUUUGCAUCAAAGCAAAUACAUGAUUUGGGGAGUAAACAAAUGUAAAUAUUUAUAUAUUUCAUAAGCUUAUCUUCACAGUGCUGAAUGCUGUGUCAUAAAAUACAUCUAAAUCGACACAUCUUUACUGGGGGCACGCCGCUGUGUUAGUCAGGUAGAUUUUGGCCCCAGGGCCCCGGAUUAAGACGAUCAGGAAGUAGAGAUGGACCCGAAAAACACUUCUCUAGAUCUUGAUUUCAUAAUAACCAAACCAGCUAUGGGCUGUGUAUCGAGGAGGAAUGUCAUUUGGACGGCACUGUUCAUUACAGUUUGUAAAGUGGUUCUGUUGUAUAAAGCUUUGGUUUAUUUGGAGAACUCGGCAUAUAACGGUGUUGAGGUUUCUGUGCAAUCAUCAGAUGAUUCCAUCGGAUUCGGGGAAUUCCGGAAUGGUAAAUUUAUCAUAACAGAGAUAAAUUCGGCUGCAUCUUUAGAUCAUGUUGAAAAAAGCAGGAAAAUUGUCACAGAUUACAUGAUAGAUUUCGGAAAUGAAAUAUACGCCAACAGAAAUUUUACAAGAGAAAAACGAAUGUUACGAACGAGUACUUUGAAUUUUUCACCUAAAAUUAUUAAAACAUCUACAAUCGAAAAACUUUUACCAAAUAUUGAGGAUCCGGUCAAUGAUAGGAUAUUUGAGCAGAUAAUCCAUAUCCCCAUACAAUAUUCAAACAGCAGUGAGUUUAAAAUUAUCUACAUGUUUGGGGGUCAAAGGGGAUGGGGUCACCCCGAAGGCCAGAGUUUAUUUCUAAUGGAAGAUUGCUUAGUAAAUCGAUGUCGCUUUACGUAUGACAAGAAAAUGGCAAGUUCGGCUGAUGCCGUGGUGUUCGGAAAUCCCAAUCAAAUUCGUAUUCGUCCUCCUUUUCGCAAGGCCUCCCAAAAUCAGAUAUGGAUUGUUUCUGCCAUUGAAGCCCCUCCCAAUACAGGACGCCUUCAGAACUACCGUGGACUUGUCAACUGGACCAUGACAUACCGAACAGAUUCCGUUAUAGCUACUCCUUAUUUCAAAUAUAAAGCUUUUCCUGAAAAAGUUUCGGUCAGCAUAAAAAAUUAUUCUGAGGGUAAGCAGAAGAAGGUAGUUUGGUUCGUGAGUAAUUGUAAUAGGGAGACCAGCGGGCGCAUGAAGUAUGCUAGGGAACUUCAGAGGCACAUACCCGUGGACAUAUAUGGACGCUGUGGUGAUCUGAAGUGCGCUAAAAGCAAACCUUGGUGUAAAACAAUGGUGAAGACUGAUUAUAAAUUCUAUCUGGCAUUUGAAAAUACGAAAUGCAAAGACUAUAUGACGGAGAAAAUUAUGACCGCUUAUACGAAUGAAGUCAUUCCAGUAGUUCUUGGUGCUGCACCUUCAGAAUACCAUAGUGCUUUGCCAGCUCAUUCCUACAUUGUUGUGGAGGACUUUAAGUCGCCUAAAGAGUUAGCCGAAUAUCUGCUAAAACUUGAUAAAAACGAUGACUUAUACAAUGAAUACUUCCGUUGGAAGUCUUAUGGCGACUUCGUUGCAUCCAAGCCGUGGUGCCGUGUGUGUUCUUUAUUACACGAACAAGCACUUCCGUCCAUCUGGUACGAUGAUAUUGACGCAUGGUGGCGCUCAGAGGGUUCAUGUUUAAAUAAAAAUAUAUCAUGGUGGAGCAAUAUCAUUGACAAAUAGACAGUUGGUUUUUUUUAAAAAUCUUUUUUGUUUGUUUGUUUCUGAUGGAUAUAUUAUUAUUAUAAGAUGUGCCAAAGAAUAUUU